UUGCUUGUCUAUAAAUGAGCCAUGUCUAUAUCUUUGUAUACCAGAUCAUUGCACCCUCUGCUCCAAGUUAUCUUUUAACUAAAUGUUUUGGCAGUAACUGUCAAGGUUUGUAUUUGUUUAUUUAUUGAUCUACUUUUUUUUUACUCAUCUUUUAGAUUGUGUUGUCCUCUACCACUUCUUCCAGCUGAAGAGUGAUCACCAGUACCUUUCUUAAGUUUCGAAACAUCACAAUGCCAAAAAAAGGAAAGAGGAGUGAAUCUCAGAAACAGCGCAGAAAACGAGAAGCUUCAUUUGGCACCAGUAGCAGUGCCAGCUCUGUAUCAGGUAAGAAUGAUGCAUACGUUAUGUCUGUUACAGCAUCCCACUGCCAAAACGAUGACAGGUACAGUAGUUACUCUAGAAACCGCCAGUGUACUUGCAAUUCAUUGAUGUUCCUAGCAGUCCACAAUGAACGCAAUGAGCUAAAGAGUUUUGAUUUAGACUGGAUUUUACAGAGAGGCGAUGCAGUUUACACUGUCGUCAAACAAUCGCUCCAGAGCAAAGGCCAGUUUGUCGAUAGUUUUUUAAACUUUGAUGAGCUACCAAACUCAAUGCAGACAAAUGCUCACCAGUAUGACAUUCUUAAACAUCCUCAAAGAUCUGGGCUUCUAAACGAUACACCUGCCCUAGAUGAGUAUGAAAAUCUUGAGAAUACACUGCAGUGUCUUAAAAAUGAUGCGACUCAUGCAUUGCUGCUGUGUGGAGGAUUGUGUAUCGCUGUAUUCAGAGAUCGCUCAGGGAGGUUUGGCUACUUUGAUUCUCACUGCAGAAAACCAGACGGGAUGUAUACAGGUGAAAGAACAGGGACAGCCGUGAUGUUGACAUUUUUCCAUUUAAAAGACAUGGUAGAGAGACUACUUCUUUUGUUUCAAGGGUGCUUCCAGUUUAGUGAUCAAGAACAAUUUGAUCUUUUACCAGUGUCAUUCAUUGAAGUUACAGAAACUGAUGUGCAUUCAGAAGUCCCAAUGAAGUGCCGUGUGCUUGAACGUGAAGGAAUACCAUGCGUUUCUUUUGAGAAGGCUCCAAAUCAUCAUUCACAAUCUACAAUUAAGCAGAUAAAAACAUUUAAUAAGACUCAAAAUAAUUUUCUAUCGGUUGCAGCAUCCCACUGUCAAAGUGAUGUCAGGUACGACAGUAGCUCCAGAAACCGGCAGUGUACGUGCAAUGCCUUAAUGUUCCUAGCAGUCCACAAUGAAAGUAAUCAGCUACAGAGUGCUGAUCUAGAUUGUGUCUUACAGAAAGGUGAUGCAGUUUACAGUAGUGUCAAACGAUCUCUCCAGAACAAAGGCCAGUUUGUACAUGAUUUUUUAAAUUUUGAUGAGCUACCGAGCACAAUUGAGACAAACUCCCAAUGUUACAACAUUGUAAAACAUCCUCAGAGGUUUGGUUUUCUGAAAGAUACACCUGCUCUAGGAGAGUAUCAAAAUCUUGAGAAUACACUGCAGUGUCUUAAAAGUGGUUUAACUGAUGCAUUGCUGCUUUGUGGAGGCUCAUGCAUUGCUGUUUUUAGAGAUCGCACAGGGAGGUUUGGCUAUUUUGAUUCUCACAGUAGAACACCAGAUGGCAUGUAUACUGGUGAAAAAUCAGGCACAGCCGUGAUGUUGACCUUUCUUCAUUUAAAAGCCAUGGUAGAGAAACUACUUCAGUUGUUUCAGGGGUGUUUGCAGUUGAGUGAUCAAGAACAGUUUGAUCUUUUACCUGUGUCAUUCAUUGAAAUUACUGGAAAUUAUGUCCACACGGAAGUCUCAAAGGAGUGCCAUGAGCCUGAAGAUGAUGUAGCUAAUGAACAGUCCCAUUCAACUUAUCAAGAUAAAAUUAAUGUUGUAACUACCUUCACUAACAAUCAGGGCAGAUUAAAACCCAACGUAUUAUUAAGUGAGUUUUCUUAUGACAUCUCGUCAACUUGUCAGUUGGCUUUGUCAGCUCCAAAUCAAAUACAUUCACCGUUGACAUUUGAGAAGCCAAAAAAACUUAAUAAAGCUCAAAAGCGAAAGUUUUAUUGCAACAAAAGGCGCAAAAUAAUGGCUCAGAGACAAGAUAAUUAUACAAAAAUACAGAAUGCAAGUAAGGAUUACGUGUAUAAAACAAGUAGUGAAUACAGACAAAAACAUAAACAAGCCAUGAAAAACAGCUAUUGGAACAACAUGAUUUACAGAGAGCAGCACAAAAAAGCUAUGAAAAGCAACUAUGAAAUUAAUGAAAAUAGAGAGAGAAAAAAAAGGAAUGCAAUAAGCAAGUACAGGAAUGAUGAACAAUACAGAAAUAGGAAAAAAAGUAAAAUAAUCUUAAAUUACAUAAAUAAUGAACAAUUUAGAAAGAGACAAAGGAAUUAUAUAAUUCAAAAGUACAGGAAAAAUGAUCAAUUCAGGGAGAGACAAAAGUAUUCUAUAAUUCAAAAAUACAGGACUGAUGAUCAAUUCAGGGAGAGACAAAAGCACUAUAGAAUUCAAAAAUACAGGACUGAUGAUCAAUUCAGGGAGAGACAAAAGCACUAUAUAAAGGAAAAUUAUAGAAACAAUGCCAAAUAUAAGGAACAACACAUGCAAUAUCUUGUUAAUAGAUAUUUAAAUUAUCCAGAUUUUAGGCAAAGGCAAAGGGAACACUAUAGAAACAGAUGCAAAAAUGAUCCUCUUUUUUAUGAAAAAAGAAAAAAACAAUUUAAGCAACGUUAUCAAUGUGAUGCACAGUUUAGGGCUCGCCAGAACAAUUAUAAUUUAUUCAAAUCUAACAAUUUGAAAAAAAAUGAAAAAAUGUCUAAACUUAAGGCUCUUCACAAAGUGCACUGCGCACAGAGCAUACAAUGUAAAUACAAAAAAAUGUUUCUGAUACGCCAGCAAACAGAAAUGUUACAAAAUAUUCAGCCUGACAUAGAUCCAGUCAUGGUAACUGCCUUAAAUAUAUUCAGAGAUGUUAUAAAACAGGGUCCAACUUAUGUCUGCACAUGCUGUGCCAGGGCACUCUUCUUAAAUCAAGUACGUAGAUGUGAUCGAGAGAAGUAUCAAAAGAAUCCAGAGCUGGUUUCACUUUGUUUGACUGCGAACUAUGUACACAUCAGCUCCAACUGUCCAGAUCAAUGUAACUUGGAAGACAUGACAACAGAGUGGAUCUGUCAUUGCUGUCAUACGACCCUUUUAACAGGUCAAAUGCCAGAUAUUGCUGUAUUCAACAAGCUUCAGUUUUUUCCCAUUCCCUCAGAACUUUGUAAUUUGAAUAUCCUAGAAAGACAUGUUAUUGCAAAAUACAUUCCGUUUGCUAAAAUUUUAUCUCUUCCUAAAGGUCAACAGAGAGCUAUUAAAGGAGCUGUAAUUUCUGUUCCAUCUGAAGUAGAAACAACAGUGAAUAGUUUACCUAGACCAAGAAAUGAUUCACAGCUGCUAACAGUGAAACUGAAAAGACGUCUAUGCUACCAGGGUCACUAUCAGUUUCAGACUUUAAACAUGCAUAAAGUUUUGUCUGCUUUAAAAAAACUGAAAGAAAUCCAUUCAGAAUAUAAAAAUAUAUGCAUUAAUACAGCAUUUUUUGAAGAAGAAAUGUUUAGUGAGCAUGAAGAGGAUGAAAUGAAUAUUGAAGAUCGCAGCCAAAAUGAGAAUAUUGAAGAACAGAGCAAUGAGAAUGUGCAAAAUGAUGACACUGAGACCACUGCAGAAGAACAAUCAAGAGGUCUUGCUUUGGAUACAUGUCUUCAACCUCCAGAUCUUGCUCAGCAGCUAUUGUCCUAUGAUGAUGGGAUAUUUUGUAUUGCCCCAGCUCAAGGAAACAAACCUGUAAGCAUUUUUAAAGUACCUAAACUCGAAUCCAUGGCAUUUCCAGUGCAGUUUCCAGAUGGAAAGAACACCUUUGAUGAGCCUCAUAGAGCCAAACAUAUUUCCCCUAGCAGGUAUUUUAAUUCUAGACUGUUGUCUAUAGACAAUCGUUGUGCAAGAGAUACUAACUAUAUCUUCUUUGCACAAUUUGUGACCGAAAUGCACAUGGCCACAUCUAGUAUGUCUAUCCAGCUGAGGAAAGCAAAACCCAUGACCCGUGAUGGACGAAGAAUAAACUGUUCACUGCUGCAGGACAAACGGGAGUUAGAAAAACUUGUAUUAAAUAAGGAAGCAACCCGUUUUAUGCAGCCAUUAAGAGGGACUCCAGCAUACUGGGAGAAAACUCUUCGUGAUUUGUUUGCUAUGCUUCGGCAGCUGGGCACUCCAACAUUUUUCUGUACAUUUAGUGCUGCUGAAAUGAGAUGGCCUGAAGUGAUUACUGCCAUUAAAACACAACAGCGUGAAACUGUAAACUUUGCUGAUUUAGACUGGUCAGAAAAAUGUGAAAUCUUGAAAAGCAACCCAGUAACAGCUAUGAGAAUGUUUGAAAAACGCGUUGAGGCCUUAAUGAGAGAUUUAAUCAUGUCACCUGCUCAACCUGUUGGUGAGGUUAUUGACUUUUUUUACAGAGUAGAGUUUCAACUUCGUGGCUCUCCGCACAUUCAUUGUUUAUUUUGGGUAAAAGAUGCUCCAGAGUUUGAACAUGAUCAAGAUCAGGUGGUUUGUGAUUUCAUAGAUAAAUACAUUUCAUGCAAAUUACCAGAUGUAAUCAAAGACCCAGAAUUGCAUAGAAUUGUAAGUGAGGUGCAGAUGCACAGCCGUAACCACUCCAAAUCUUGCAGAAAGAACAAUAAGCAUUGCCGAUUUGGAUUUCCUAAACCACCAAUUAAUAGGACUAUUAUAACUCGUCCCAGACCUCCUCCAGAAAAUCAAUCAAAUGAACAAGGUGAAUCAACAGAGGAAAAUCAUCCUUUUAAUGCUAAAAAUGCUAAAGCUGAGCUUCAGAAAGUGUGGGAUCUACUGAAUGACUCAACUAAGAGUUUUGAAAACGUAACAGAUUUACUUAAUCAAGUAAACAUGACUUAUGAGGAUUAUGAGAAUCACAUUGACGCUCUUUCUAAAUCAAGUGUAAUAGUUAUGGAGAGACGACCACAGGACUGCUGGGUUAACGGCUAUAAUCCACUACUAUUAAGAGCCUGGAAUGCAAAUAUGGAUAUGCAAUUCAUUCUGAACCCCUACAGCUGCAUCAUGUACAUGCUGUCAUACAUUUCAAAAGCUGAACAUGAGAUGAGUGAUUACUUAAAAACUGUUAUAAGAGGGUCGAGCCAUGAUGACUUGUCUGACCGUGAAUGCAUGAAAAAGGUCAUGAAUGCCUAUUCAAAGAACAGAGAAGUCAGUGCUCAAGAGGCAGUUGCUCGCACAUGCAGCCUGAAGUUGAAAUCAUCAUCACGUGCUGUCAUAUUCAUUCCAACGGAUGACAAUGCUGUAAAAAUGAGUUUACCCAUGAAAUACUUGCAGAAUAUGGAUGAUGAUGUAGAGAAUGUCUGGAUGACUGGACUGCCAGACAAGUACAAGGCCAGACCAAACAGACCUGAAUUCGAGAACAUGUGCAUGGCUGAAUUUGCCAGUGAGUACCGCAUUGUUUAUGCAGGACAAACAAAGCGAAAAAAUGUUUUGCCACUUCAAAAUAAAUUGGGACACAUACAGAAAAGGACAAGGGGAAAGCCUGCUGUUAUUAGAUUUGCUCGAUUUUCAGAGAAAAAAGAUCCAGAAAAAUUCUAUGGAACUCUGCUAAAACUCUACUUGCCAUAUCGUACAGAUAGCCAGUUGAAAUGUGCACGAUUCCCAACAUAUCAAACCUUUUAUGCAUUAGCUUCAGUAAAACUACCAGGAAGUGAUGAAGUGCAGCGUGUUUACAACAUUGUAAGUGAAAAUCGUGAAAAAUAUGAAAAACAUAAUGAGGAUAUAGAAAGGGCAAUUGAAGAUUUUGAAAAGAAUGGUCCAAUUGAAGAUGCAUGGACUACAUUGGCACCGACAAAUGAACUGAUACGAUUGGAAAGCAUUAUGGAGCGAGAACCUAUUGAUCCUAAUGAAGUUAAUGAACAAGAUGACAUUCCUGAAUACACUGCAUCCAGCUCUGUCAGUAACACAGCUAUGCUGCUAAUGGAGGCUGCCAAACUAAAUACUGCACAGAUUCGCAAAAUGUAUCAGAGCUUGAACCAAACACAAGCUUCCAUAUUUUAUGCUGUGCGGGACUGGUGCAAAAGAUGCGUUUCCGGUGAAAAACCACAACAGUUUCUCUACUUUCUUAAUGGAGGAGCCGGUGUGGGCAAAUCACAUGUUGUUAAAUCUAUUUAUGCAGAAGCAUCCAAAAUACUGCGUAGGCUUCCAUGUAUGCAAGAGAAUACUGACAUUUCCAAAACUACUGUUCUUUUAACUGCAUUCACGGGUACUGCAGCCUUUAACAUCUCUGGUAAAACACUGCACUGUCUUCUAAAGCUGCCAAGAAGCUUGAAGCCUCCAUAUCAAGGUCUGGGAAACAUUUUAGAUGAAAUCAGAGCAGAUCUUUCUAAUGCACACAUUUUAAUUAUUGAUGAAAUAUCGAUGGUGUCAAAGCAGUUAUUUGCCUAUGUAAACUGGAGACUUCAACAAAUUAAGGGAAAUCAGAAACCUUUUGGUGGUCUGUCUGUACUCUGUGUUGGUGAUUUUUACCAGCUUCCACCACUGGGAAGAGCAAAACCACUUUGUGUUUAUGAGGAGCAUGUGUUGGACUUCUGGAAAGAUCAUUUUCAAAUGAUAACGCUGACACAGAUAAUGAGACAGAGAGAGGAUCUUUCAUAUGCUGAACUUCUUAACCGUCUUAGAAUAAAACAGAAACACGAGAAGCUAACUGAUGCAGACAAAUGUAUGUUAGAAGCUGUCAUAAAAUCUGCCCCUGAAGAGUGUCCCUCUGAUGCUCUGCACAUCUAUGCAACUAAUAAAGAGGUAGAUAGUCACAACACAGCAGUCAUAUCGUCACGUUUUUCUGAAAUUAUCACAGUUUAUGCCAAUGAUUACAAAAAAGAUCCACGAACGGGUGAAAUGAAGCGCCAAGGUGUACCACUGAAAGGUGACAAACGUGAUCUUGUUGAUACACUACAGAUUGCUAUCGGUGUACGAGUAAUGCUUAUUAGAAAUAUUGAUGUAGAAGAUGGUCUGGUGAAUGGUACUUUUGGAAAGGUAGCAAAAAUAACAACUCUGAACCGAGAUGAUGUUCCGUUUGUGCACUUAAUUGGUUUGCAUUUGGAUGAUGUGAAUGCUGGACAAAAACAUCGUAACAAAGCACCUGGAGAUGACAAUAUUGUCUAUAUUGAGAGAUUAGAAGAACCACUAAAAAGAAAAGGAACAAUUCGUAGACAAUUUCCCAUGAAACUUGCUUUUGCUUGCACCAUACAUAGAGUGCAAGGAAUGACAACUGAUUGUGCCGUUGUAUCUCUGAAACAUAUAUUUGAACCUGGCAUGGCGUACGUUGCACUCAGCAGAACAACAACACUCAGCGGAUUGCACAUUAUCGAUUUUAAUGAAAAUAAAAUUUUCUGUGAUCCAGAAAUACGCACCUCCUUGGAGAGCAUGCCAAAAGCUGAUUUUCACAAUUUUCAGCCCAUCUUAGAUUUAUUGCAGGAUUCAAACCUAAAUUCAGCACUUAAAAUCAUUCACCAUAACACAGAAGGUCUUCAGUGUCAUAUGGAUGAUUUAAAAUGCCACCAUGAACUUUUAUUGGCAGACAUAUUGUGUCUCAGUGAAACGCAUCUAUCUGGCUCCUGUGUUCCUGAAUAUCUCCAGCUGGAUGGAUACACCAUGUACAAGCGCAACAGGCAUUCAUCCUACACAAACUAUGCACAUUUAGCGAACAAGAGUGGUGGUGGUGUAGCCAUAUAUGUGAAGAACAUCUUUCAAGCUCGUCCUAUGAUGUAUAUCCAGAAUGUUACAGAUUUGGAAUAUCUGGUUUUGAAGAUAGAAACCCCCAAACAAGCACUUCUUGCAGUGAUCUACAGACCACCCAGUUACCAACUAUCAGAGUUUUUGCUCAAUCUCAAUGGCCUUUUGACUUCUCUGGAGAUUCUGAACAUCAAGCCUGUUAUAGUGUGUGGAGACUUCAAUGAAGAUCAGCUGUCCCGUUGCAACAAACCCAUUCUCAAUUUGUUUCAUGAUAAAGGAUACACACAACUCAUCAGCACCGGAACAACAGAAAACAACACUCUUCUUGAUCCUGUUUUCAUAAGCAGCGCACACUCAAAUGUAAGAGCAGGAGUUCUACAGACAUAUUACAGCUAUCAUGAUCCUGUGUAUUGUGUUUUAGAAUAG
Molecule: messenger RNA, 8186 nt
Organism: Danio rerio (zebrafish)
Lineage: Eukaryota; Metazoa; Chordata; Actinopteri; Cypriniformes; Danionidae
Source: RefSeq, a predicted model, not a curated record